AUGGCUCAGCGGCAGGUCGGAGCAACAGAAUUCGCCCAAGGUGGAUCCGAUCCCCUUGCACACUCGAACUUGCAUAACCAGUCUGUUCACCGUGACGGAAAUGCCAUGGUCGGUCACCCAGGGUCCUCUACAGCUGGGGACAGCGACACUCACAACAUUACUUCCACCAUGUCCCAGUCACAUACUUUGACGCCCUCGCGCGGGGGCACCCUUAAAAAGCGACAGUCGCUCAGUAGAAAGAAUAGCUUGAAGCGAAGCGGAAGCAGGAAGGACAGUCGCCCAGCGAGCGUGAAAAGCUUGACUUUCGCAGACGAUGUGGGUGGAUACGGAUCGGAGAUGACGAGCGCCUUCUUCACCCCUGUACCCACGACUGGAAGCCCCACAGAGAUCUUAGCGAACAGGUUCCAAGUUUGGCGGAAGGUGCUCAAAGAUCUGAUCACCUACUUUCGGGACAUCCAAAAAUCCUACGACGCCCGCUCCAAAUCUCUCUAUACAAUUUCAAAUGUCAUUACGAACAUCCCUACUCCUCCCCACUUCGUAUCAGAAGGAGGAAUCAGUGACGCUAUAUAUGUUUUAAGAGACUUCCAUAAGCAAUCGAUAACGGAGGGCAAUAAGGCCAAGUCCAUUGAGGAAGAGGUAAUCGUGCAGCUCACAGGCCUUCGGAGUGAUCUGGGCCAGAAGAUCAAGGAGAUAAAAGGCCUUUCUGGUGACUUUAAAAACGGCGUAGACAAGGAGACUGAGGGUACUAGGAGAGCAGUACGGGACUUGCAGGACGCUUUAGGUGCUGCAAAUACGGACGCGAAGAACGACCCCUAUUUAAUCAGACUUGGAGUUGACCGACAAUUGGGGAGACAAAUCGAAGAAGAGAACUAUCUGCAUAGGGCGUUCUUGAAUCUGGAAAGCUCUGGUCGAGAGCUCGAGUCGAUUGUCAUGGGAGAGAUCCAGAAAGCAUACAGCGCGUAUGCUGGAAUCAUCAAAAGAGAAGCAGAUGAGGCGUAUGAGACCGUUGAAAGACUCCGAAGCGGUCCUUUGGCUAUCCCGAAAGACUUCGAAUGGAACGCUUUUGUUGACAACAAUGAGCAUUUCGUAGAUCCCAGGCUCCCAGUACGCAGAGUGGAGAACAUUACGUAUCCGGGUAAAGAUGAUGCGGCUGCUUCAGAAGUCAAGGCGGGAAUGCUUGAGCGUAAGAGUAAGUACUUGAAAAGUUAUACGCCUGGAUGGUAUGUGCUAUCUACCACGCAUAUUCAUGAGUUCAAAUCUCCAGACCGGAUAUCUAGCCAAGCGCCAGUCAUGUCUCUGCCACUCGCAGACCAGAAACUCGGCUCACAUUCGAACGCUGACUCCACCUCCCACAAAUUUAUGCUCAAAGGACGUCAGAGUGGCGGUAUGCAUCGAGGACACGCAUGGGUAUUCAGAGCCGAGUCAUUUGAUACUAUGCUCGCCUGGUUUUCCGACAUCAAAAGUCUAACUGAAAAGACUGGCGCGGAACGCAAAGAAUUCAUUCGAAGGUCCCAUGCACGGAGUGUAAGUGCAGGCAGCCACAAAGCAGGCUCUAUCAGCAGCGAUGGCGGUAUGGAUGAGGAUGAAGCAGACGAAGUCCCAUAUUCUGCAACCGCUUCUCAAGCCGAAAUACCACCCCAAGUGGAAAAGCUCCCACAGCGCCCUAAUCCAGGUGGGCGUUUUCCGAGUGCUUUGAAGAUCAAUCGAGACUCACAAGUGCCCGUUUCCCCUUCUAGUCCGUCGAGCUCCACAGGUGACCGAGAAAUAGUUGCUGCUGCCAGCGCACUCCCGGAAUCUGGUGUUCCUUUUGGUAGCUCGGGGCAGCAGAUGCAGGUUGGUUAUGAUGAGACGAACCCCGCGAGAGGAGAGCUAGACGGUGCAUCUGCAGCGCCACUGGCAAUGGAUUCAUACUCUCCAAUGGCAACUAAGCAGGGCCUUAAAGGCCUACCAUUGCAGAAGGGAUCGAACUGGGCCACAAUAGCUGGCGUUAAGGACCAUAAUUCACCUGAACAAGCUCAGAGUAUCGGUUCAUCGGAUGAUCCAGGUUCUGUCACCUAUCAUCAUCAACAGGUUGAACCUACACCACGAUCAUUGCCCUUCAAUGUGGAAAGACAUGAUAGCAAGUACGGCGACUGGCUGGCCGGAGCAGGGGGUGCAGCAGUUGGUGCUGCUGGGAUCGAAGCCUACCGACACGUUGGUAAAGAAAUAGAGCCAGCUGCUCACGAAGACCAGCCCGGCCUACAGACUACUCCUGCUGCCACUCAAGUUUCCGCUCCGGUACCUCAGGAGUCAGGACAGCCGCCUGUCCAAGGAGCCAUUUUUGCCGCUUUCCCGUUCGCCUCUAGUAGCACGAAUGACACUGCCAAUCAAAGCAUUUCGCCAAAUAUAGGCGACCCGACCUCACAUGCCUCUGAUCCAGCGUCACCAAUUAAAGACCUGGCAAGUAGACCUUCGCUGGGAAGCCGUGUAGCUACAAUUAGCGAGUUGCACGUGCCUGGGGAGUUUCCCAAGGGCAACCUCCCAAUGAAUUCAUCGUGA
Molecule: messenger RNA, 2538 nt
Organism: Letharia columbiana
Lineage: Eukaryota; Fungi; Ascomycota; Lecanoromycetes; Lecanorales; Parmeliaceae
Exons: 4
Coding region: 1-2538 (845 amino acids)
Source: RefSeq, a predicted model, not a curated record